Molecule: messenger RNA, 1449 nt
Organism: Puccinia triticina
Lineage: Eukaryota; Fungi; Basidiomycota; Pucciniomycetes; Pucciniales; Pucciniaceae
Exons: 20
Coding region: 1-1449 (482 amino acids)
Biological process (GO): carbohydrate metabolic process
Molecular function (GO): alpha-galactosidase activity
Source: RefSeq, a predicted model, not a curated record
AUGAUCCGCCGCGCUUGUUCGAUAGCACGUAGGCAGCAAGCAGCGGUUUCUUGCCUGGCUUCCACUACCCUACCGUGUCACUUCUUGCGCCGACUACAUAAUAAAACGAUGUUGAAGAUCUACCAAGCAACCUUAAUUGCCCAUCUGGCGUUCAAUGGGGUCUUCGCUCACGACAAUGGUCUGGCAAUCACCCCACCGAUGGGAUGGAAUACCUGGAACAAGUAUGGCUGUAAUAUCAACGAAGACAUCAUCAUUUCGGCAGCAAAGGCAAUUAAAUCCGAGGGACUCGACAAACUAGGAUAUACUUACAUCAACAUCGACGACUGCUGGCAAGCACCACAUCGCGGGCCUAGGAAUGAACCGGUAGCUGACCCGGAAAAGUUUCCAAAUGGCAUAAAACAUCUCAGCGACCGAGUCCAUGAGCUAGGGUUGAAACUUGGCAUAUAUUCGGAUGCUGGAACCUAUACCUGCGGCAAACGAUAUGGUUCGCUUGGCUACGAAAUCAACGACGCCCAAGCAUAUGCUGAAUGGGGUAUAGAUUAUCUGAAAUAUGAUAACUGCUACAACGAAGGGCUUUCUGGUACACCCAGUAUAUCCGCCACCCGAUACAGGACCAUGAGGGAUGCACUCAACGCAACUGGUCGGCCGAUUGUUUAUUCGCUUUGUCAGUGGGGCGAAGAUCAAGUGUGGAAUUGGGGAGCCACGAUCGCGAAUUCGUGGAGAAUCUCGGGUGAUAUAUAUGAUAACUUCGACAGACCGGAUGAUCGCUGCCCAUGCCCAGACUCGGCUUCUCCUUGCCCUCUAGCUGGUUUCCAUUGUUCAGCCAUGAAUAUCUUGGAAAAGGCUGCUGGUCUUGGCCAAAAAGCAGGCCUAGGUGCUUGGAAUGAUUUGGAUAUGCUCGAGGUUGGGAAUGGUGGAAUGUCAUAUGAUGAAUAUGUUACCCAUUUCUCAAUGUGGGCUCUCGUCAAAUCACCAUUGAUCUUGGGUAACGAUGUUACGAAAAUGUCUUCCGAAACCAAGUCAAUCAUCAGCAACAAAGAAGUCAUUGCCAUCAACCAAGACUCGGAGCAUAGUGCUGGUUAUCGAGUAUGGAAAAGGCCGAGCUCCAAUGGUCGUCAAGGCAAUCUUCAACUUUGGAAAUCAUAUCUUGCUAAUGGAGAGUUCGCCUUGGCCUUCAUAAAUGCUUCGCCCCAACAGAUCGGCAGCUACGUCAUCUCCUUAUCCGAGUUCUUUAUUGAUGAGGGUCAAUGGCCUAUGACUCGUAAUUGGGGAGUCAAAGAUUUGUGGAAUUCGACCGGCGCUAUCACGAUAAGACAAGUCCAAAAUGCUCAUAACAACCAAAUUCCAAUCACCAUGGCUUCAAAUUACAAAGAUCUUCAAUUGAUCUUGAAUAAUAUCCCUUCCAAUGGAAUCAAACUAUUGAAACUAACAGAGCAAAAACAGAAGUAA